Messenger RNA from Anopheles merus, 2893 nucleotides. RefSeq names its product fatty acyl-CoA reductase wat-like. The record is from RefSeq and is a predicted model, not a curated record. Gene Ontology annotation, biological process: long-chain fatty-acyl-CoA metabolic process. NCBI's taxonomy places the organism in Eukaryota, Metazoa, Arthropoda, Insecta, Diptera, Culicidae. Gene Ontology annotation, cellular component: peroxisome. The coding region runs from base 752 to 2272 and encodes 506 amino acids. Gene Ontology annotation, molecular function: alcohol-forming very long-chain fatty acyl-CoA reductase (NADP+) activity. The transcript has 6 exons.
GGCUGGUUCAUUCCGACUCGUAGCGCGAAACAGUACGGACGUGCGUGCGUGCGUGCAGUUCAACCCCGGGGGAAAUAGAAAAAAAACAGUUGCCUGUAAGGUGAUUCUGAACCACACACAGAAAAAAAAACCAACCAACCAAGCCUGGCAAAAGAAUUCUUUACCGCAGGUCAGUGUUUCCCAAGUUUUGUGCCCCGCAGAGUGUGCGUGUGUGUCCCGAGUGCGGAAUAACAACAACACCCGUGCUUGAUGUGGUUCGAAUCCAGGUUCACAGGCCUUUUUCACCGUGAAGAAAUAGUGGUUGUGUGUGUGAGAUAGUGUGAGUUGCUUGUGCGCGUGUGUGUGCAUUAUUACCUACGGUAUUAUCAAUGAUAAUCGUUGGAUAAUACAACACGCCCGGCCCUGUGAUUCCCGUCCUUCCCUAUGUGCAAUAUUCUUUGGUUGUGAACGCGCGCGCGUUUGUGUGUGUGUGUGUGUGCCAGUGUGAUUGAGUGUGUGCGAAAAACCGCUCCAAACCCAGCUGUCGCACCAUUACGCUCGGCAGUGAGCUACUUCGCGCCUCAUUAGUCCCUCGUUAGCAACGAGCCGUCGCGCCGGCAAAGAGCGAGCGAGCGAUCGAGCGCCAACCGCACACCGACGCACACAUCAAAACCAUAAUCUCGUCACCAUAGGGCCUAUCAGGGUGCAGCGCCAGGAGCCAGGUGCAGCGGUUCGGACGCAUCUUCACAACGGCCACGGCAACGGCACGAAGAUGAGUGACACCUGCGGCUCGAAGGUGAUCGAGUUCUACCAGGACUCGGUCGUGCUGAUCACUGGCGCGAGCGGCUUCCUCGGCAAGGUGCUGCUCGAGAAGCUGCUCCGCUGUCUGGAGGCGCGCAAGAUAUACGUGCUGAUACGCCGGAAGCGCGACUACAGUGCACAGAUGCGGCUGGAGCAGAUUCUUAAGUCGAUGUUAUUCGACCGUGUUCGGAACGAGACCAAGGCAGCGAAGGCCCUGUUCGACAAGAUCGAGGCGGUCGAGGUAAACUUCGAGCGGGACGAUCUCGGCCUGGAGCCGGCGCUGCGCGAUCGGCUCCGGCAGGAGGUGGAGGUCGCGUUCAAUCUGCUCGCCUCGGUCAACUUUAACGAGGCGCUCGACCAGGCGCUGGAAACGAACGUCGAGUGUACGCGGCGCGUGCUCAACCUGCUCAGCGGUGCCCGGCGCAUCAAGUCCGUCAUCCACGUGUCGACGUUCUACUCGAACUGCAACCGGACGCUGAUCGAGGAGAAGAUCUACGACGACAUCGGGUUCGGCGGGUACGACAACAUCAAGAGCACGUUUGCGAAGCUGCAGGACGACCACAAACAGUUCCUGUCGCCGGUCGUGCUCGGCACCUUCCCGAACUCGUACACGUUCAGCAAAAAGUGCGCCGAGGUGGUGGUGCGCGACAAGUUCGGCCAUCUGCCGGUGGGCAUCUUUCGGCCACCGAUAGUGACCUCCAGCUACCGGGAGCCCGUACCUGGAUGGGUCGAUAACUUCAACGGUCCGAGCGGCAUGGUGGUGCCACUGUCCCAGGGGCUGUACAGUGCCGCCCUGCUCGAUCCCAAAAAGAAGCCGUUCAUCGUACCGGUCGACUUCUGCGUCAAUGCGCUGCUGGUGUGCGCGCACGACGUGAGCAAGUCGAGCGUCACCAAGAGCAUUCCCGUGUACAACUACACCGACGACUGCAACCUCUGGACCUGGGACCAGGUGAUCAACGGAUUCUUCAGCGGACUCGGACCAAUCCGGAAACUAGUGGCAAAAUACUUCACCGGCACAAUCACGGUCAACCCGGUGCGGUACGCAAUCUGCAAACGAAUCAUGAUGUUCCAGGCCUUCUGUUUGGAUCUGAUCCGCACUUUCAGUGGAAAGGAAAAAAUUAUGCAACGAUUGUUCUCCAAGAUGGUGACGCUGAGCGAAGUGUUGCGCUUCUUCUGCCUGAAUGACUGGAAGAUGACGAACGACAACAUCCGCCGGAUCAGCGACGAGAUGUCCCCGCUCGAGGCGGAGAUGUUCCCGCUCGACAUCAGGAAGAUCGACUGGACCGAGUACUACCGGAACUUUGUGCCGGGCGUGAUCAAGUACGCGGUGCAGCCGCGCAGCCCGCGCAGCCCCAGCAUUGCGGAGCGGAAGCUGAAGGAGUCGAAGGUGCGGGAAACGAAAAAGCUCAACAGCGGCCUGUUCUACCUGCUGUGGAGCUCCGUGUUUAUUAUUGCGCUGAAGAUAUUCAAAAACCUCUUCAACAAGGUGUGAAGAACUUUCCAACUCCAAGUACGCUUCCAAUUUAUUUAGGGUUCAAUUUAAGACGGAAAAUGGGACACGAACACACACACUCAUACAUACACAAACAGACACACACACACACACAUACAAGCUGCAAUCACAAGUACAUGCUGAUAAAUAGGGGUAGUAGGUAAUAAGGCAAAUGGCGCAGAAGUAUAGAGGUCCUGCCAAUAAAAGACACGUCGCAAAUUCACGUCGCCGCAAAUGCGCUUGCGCAACCAGCAAACGAGCCAGCCAGCGGGCAAGCAGCAACUAUUUACUAAAACGCAUAGUAAUCAAGCAACAACAACAAAAAACAACAUGCAUAAACGCGAAAGAAAGAAUUAUAAAAGUAAUGCAAGCAAACAAACAAACAUAACGGUAACGGAAAACAUCAAACAACACGGAACAACAACAUCAUUUAAAGUAUAGAAUAAUAAUUACAAGCAAAACAAAAACAAGAACAAAAAAAGAAGAAAACCAACAAAAAACAACUUUGCCACUAGCUACGUAGAGCUAAGGAUACCUGAAGUUCAGUGACAGAGAUUUUUUCCAACAAAUGAUAACGAUUAAAUUAAUUAAUGAAUAAAAUAAACAUUUUGUAGGCUUUUU